Molecule: messenger RNA, 1695 nt
Organism: Adineta ricciae
Lineage: Eukaryota; Metazoa; Rotifera; Eurotatoria; Adinetida; Adinetidae
Source: the annotation of a GenBank genome assembly
AUGGCAACUUCGGUAGACGAAACAACAGAAAAACUCGGUGAAUGUUCCAUUAAAGGACUAAUCGCUUACACAUCUGAAAAACACGGUAGCGAUGAAAAUGGAGAUGGUACGGAAAGUAAACCAUUCAAAACGCCAUUACAAGCAUAUCGUAAACAUGGAGAUAGUGUGACAGUCUAUGUUGAUGCUAAAGAUGAAACACAAGGCAAAUGGGAACUAUUAUCGAAAGCUCAAUCGAAAAAGGUUAAAACACGUUAUGAAGAAGAACUCAAAAAGGAAAAAGCAAAAGCAGAACGAGAUGAAAAAGAUCGAGAACAACGAGAAAAAAAUCUCGAAGAAGCUCGAAAAAUAGUCAUUUCUGAAGAUACAUCAUUACCAAAAGCCACAGUGCUUAAAAUCAAAGGAUUGAAAGAACAUCAUGAAGAACAUGUGAAAGUUUUUGGUUGGGUUCAUCGUAUUCGACGACAAGGCAAAAAUUUGAUGUUCGUUGUCUUACGAGAUGGUACCGGCUUCCUACAAUGUGUUUUUUCCGAUAAACUUUGUCAAAACUAUGAUGCAGUUAUCUUAGCAACUGAAGCAACUAUAUCUGUAACCGGUGUCGUACGUCCUGUGCCUGAAGGACAAACUGCACCGGGUGGUCAAGAACUGACCGCCGAUUUCUUUCAAGUUGUUGGACAUUCGCCACCAGGUGGUGCUGAUACAUUACUUAACGAAGAUUCUCAUCCGGACGUGCAAUUGGACAACCGACAUAUGUUGAUUCGAGGCGAAAACACAUCGAAAAUUUUACGUCUCCGUUCCAUUGUUACUCAAUGCUUCCGUGAUCAUUACUUUGAUCGAGGCUAUUACGAAACAUUUCCACCAACUCUUGUGCAAACUCAAGUUGAAGGCGGCUCAACUCUUUUCGGUCUUAACUAUUUCGGCGAGCCAGCAUACUUAACACAAUCGUCACAGCUUUAUCUCGAAACAGCAUGUCCAGCCUUAGGAGAUGUCUUUUGCAUUGCUCAAUCGUAUCGAGCUGAACAAUCUCGUACACGUCGUCAUUUAGCUGAAUAUACGCACGUUGAAGCUGAAUGUCCGUUUAUUUCAUUCGAAGAUUUACUUGAUCGUAUUGAAGAUCUUGUUGUUGAUGUUGUUGAUCGUGUCUUGAAACAUCCGGAGGCUCAUCUCUUGUUCGAAGUCAAUCCAGAAUUUAAAGCGCCGAAAAAACCAUUCAAACGUAUGAACUAUAGCGAAGGUAUUGAAUGGCUAAAAGCCAACGGUGUUAAAAACGAAGACAAUGGUCAGUUUUAUGAAUUCGGCGAAGACAUACCGGAAAUGCCUGAAAGAAAAAUGACCGAUACAAUCAACGAACCGAUUUUGUUCUGUCGUUUUCCAGCAGAAAUCAAAGCAUUUUACAUGCAACGGGAUGCCAAAGAUAAUCGAUUAACAGAAUCGGUCGAUGUUUUGAUGCCCGGUGUCGGUGAAAUUGUUGGUGGUAGCAUGAGGAUGACAAACUUCGAAGAUUUAUCUGAUAGUUUCCGAAAGAAUGGCCUUAACACAGAUCCAUAUUAUUGGUAUUUGGAUCAACGCAAGUAUGGUACAUUUCCUCAUGGCGGCUACGGUCUUGGUCUUGAUCGUUUUAUGACAUGGUUGACAAACCGUCAUCAUAUUCGUGAUGUUUGUUUCUAUCCACGAUUUAUUGGUCGAUGCAAACCAUAA